This is a messenger RNA of Synchytrium microbalum, 2418 nucleotides long. RefSeq lists its product as uncharacterized. Bases 1 to 2418 code for a protein of 805 amino acids. Lineage: Eukaryota; Fungi; Chytridiomycota; Chytridiomycetes; Synchytriales; Synchytriaceae. The transcript has 6 exons. The record is from RefSeq and is a predicted model, not a curated record.
AUGAUGAACUACCACCACUGGCAAAUCCAAAGAGAGGUCUCAGCUCUAUCAAAGCAGACCUCCUUCUUACAGCAUGUCGACGACUUUCUGGGUGCUGAAACCUCAAACGACAUCCUGAGCCUGAUUCUCGAACCUGUUGACCAGCAGGACGAUUCUGCAUGGCUGUCAACUAUAAAAGAGGCUCUGGGAUCAACUGAACUAUUUGAAGAGUUCAAGUACGCUUUUGAUAUACGUGAUGAUGAUCGCCAGAUCACCGAGCCAAUGAGUGAAGUUGACACUGACUCCUCGGACAAUCAGCCUCGUCACUCAAUACGCAGAAAGGGUCAUGACGACUCAUCUGACGCAGGAUCUCUCUCUCGCCCAAUAAGACGUCGUAGGGUUACAUUCAAUCAAGGUGUCGUUGAAACCAUCAACUUGAACAACACUGGUGAUGCUGCUGCUGCUGUACCAACAUUGGAUGAUGAUGACAUGUCACCAUUGGAUAUAAAGAAGGAACGUAGUUGGAGCCCUGUACGUCCACCAACUCCAGUCGGCAUUCACUUCUCUGUCAUGCCCUUGAUGGCAUUCAAGCCCUUGAGUCCUACUACUACUGCUGGUAGUAACAAUAAUAAGAAAGGGUUGGACAAAUCGUAUCGUAGUAAUUCCGAUACUACUACCACUACUCCUUCAGCCACCUCCGAUAGGAUUGUUACGACCGCAACUAGAGCCACCGAUAAUCGUGUUGCAACUAGUGCUACUACAACUACCGAUAAAUUAUCACAAGUAUCUCCAUAUCACGAUCAACCCUAUAACUAUAAGCCCGAAAUCGCUCCGUCACCAUCACCACGUCUUGAUGCUCGACAAUCACCAAUGCAAUCACCAACGCCAUCAAAACCACCAACUAGUGUAGGAUUGGUAGAUCGUCCAUCCGAAAUGCAGAAUCUUAUGGCUACUCAACGGGAUCUCUUUGCUCAAAUUGAUAUGGUAUUAGGUACGGAUGGUGGUGACUCGGUCAAGGCCGAGAACUGGAAGUCUCUCUUGUUGGCUAGUCGUGAACGUCUUGAUGACGAUUCUUGGAUGCGCGCCAUCCAACACGUACUCGAAGAUGAACCAUCCUUGUUUGCAGCAUUCAAGGAUAUGGUUGGGUAUUUAGGUGAAGCUCACUCUCAAUCUGAUGAUGACGAUGAAUAUGAAUUUAGCACUCGUCGACAAUUCUAUAAUACGAAAUCAGCACCAGGAGGAUCUGGAUUAGGAGUAGCCUCAGAAGACUUUGGAUUGGGCUUGACUCAGCUUGCGUUUGAACAACCUGGUGGGUCAUUCACAUUGGAUGAUCCAGCUGUUGCUCAAUCUACUCAUGGACGACUUGAACGUCUUACUUUAUCAACAGAUACAGCAUUGAUUGUCGGUGCUAGACGCGACAUUCAAAGUCUUAUGGCUUUGGAAACCAAUACUCCAUUCUUCUUCAAUCUCAUGAGGUCGCACUUGAGCUCGCUCGCUGUAUAUAAUGACUUUAUGAGGCUCUUCCGUGCUCCAAGUGAUGCACUCACUGAUGCUGAAUGGUAUCAUCUAAUUGCUUCCAAGUAUGCCAAUACUCCUACCUUGAGGCGUAUGUUUCGAGAUGUAUUGCAAGUGGUACAACAAGGCUCUCAUGACUUGUAUCUCGACAAGCAAUUCUCGCCACCAUCAUCAUCUGUGGAAUCUCUACUUCCAUUAGCUAGUCGUUCAACAGCACACUUUGUGGUAGAACGACGAGGCCCACAAGAUUUGCUUUGUCUUGAAGAACAAUAUCCAUCACAAUUCCAUCUUCUCAAAGACUCUCUCAGCAUCAGCCAAUACGAAUCCAUGACUCUGGCAUUGCAACAACCACGUGGUGAGCUACCAGAUGACGAAUGGGUCGACAACAUCCUACGCCUAUUAUCAGACACACAGCAAGUAGACGGGAUGUCUUGUAUCGGAGCCAUCUUCUCUAUUGCCGGCGUACGGGUCGUCAUGGUAUCCGAUCUCGCCGAAGACGAUAACAUAGUAUCAUCACCAACAGCAACAGAUAUUACCAACACGAUGGUCACAUCAUCCGUCGCAGAUGCAACCGAUACAACGCCAGACACGUCAACGAUCGUGACAUCAUCUACAUGCCAAUCUGUACGUGAAGAGCUGCCAAUGCUUGUACCCACUAUCAAGUUUUUGUAUGAUGUGAAACAUGCGUUGAGUGAUGAAAAGGUUUUUGGCAAGUUGUUGGGACGAUAUAUUGUUGAAAAGCAUUCUCGUCGUGGGAGUCUGUCUGGUGUUAGUUUGUCGGAAUCACCUGAAUCUCCAAGCAAACUCGUCACACAACUACUUGAUGAGAUUGUAGGACCCAACUCUCCAGUCUUCAAAAGAUUUACAAGCUUUGUCUCUUAUGGUGGAAUGCAAGAUUAUGAAGCUCUUGCACCACAAGCUUGA